This is a messenger RNA of Symbiodinium natans, 1131 nucleotides long. Lineage: Eukaryota; Dinophyceae; Suessiales; Symbiodiniaceae. The record is from the annotation of a GenBank genome assembly.
AUGAACAUGAUGAAGGUGCUGGAGCCGAUCGUGGCGGAGUUCCCUGAGCUGCAGGAGUUGCAUGCCAUCCGGGAUGCUUCCAAGCUCCCGAGGACCUGUUUGGGACGGGGCUGGGUCAUGCCUACGCGUUCAGACAUCUCCUUGAGCACCCGGCUAUGCUGGCGUUUCAAGGCGCAUGACACCGUUUGCUCUUCCAAACCGAUGCUGCAACUCUCCGACCAGCUCUCGUACCGGUAUCGCCAGUACCUUCUGUCUCCGAUGGGCCGCACACGUCUCGCCUGGGACUUCCUCGCAGUGCUAUUCAUCUGUACGGAGAUGAUCACCAUGCCUCUCCGUACCUUCGACGCCAGCUUGAGGCGCGUGGAGUUGAGCGUGGGACUGCUAAUGUUUUGGCAAUUGGAUAUCCUCAUGCGUUUCAUUUCGAGCUUCUACAAAGAUGGGAAGUUGGUGCAGAACCACCGGACAAUCUUAUUCUCAUAUGCGCGCGGGUGGCUGACUUUCGAUGUGACUUUUGUCCUCAUCGAUUGGCUCGUGCUGCUGGACCUAUUCUUGGAGAAGGAUGCAUUGUACUUUGCACAAUGUGGCCUGCGCCUUGUGCGCCUCGCGCGCCUGAAUUCCUUGACGGAGCCUAUGAUGCUGAGACUCACGGAGCAAGCUGUGAUCGCUGUCGCAAAGAUUGCACAGAUCUCCAUGCAAGUGCUGCUCGUUCGCCAUCUGAUGGCGAGCGCUUGGUUUCAUAUCGGCCGCUUAGAUGCGGAGCAUGGCUGGGUGGCCAAAGCUGACCUGAGCAUGACCUCGGUUUGGUACAAGUACACGACUUCACUUCACUGGAUGUAUUGCCAACUCGGGUUUGGAGGAACAGAGAUUGAACCUGGUACAACUGCGGAACGUGUCUUUGGCAUUGUCGUGGCUUUGGAGGGCCUUGCAAUUUUUUCAACUCUCCUGGUCACCAUCACCACCCACACGACGCUGUUGACCAAGUCUGCCGAGGAGCGGCGGCACAAGUUUCAAAAGCUGGGGCAAUUCUUGAGCUCCCUCCAUGUGGAGCCGGAGCUUGUCUUGAGAAUUACUUGCUUCUUGCAGCACGCCUUUGCGGUCAAAGAGAGGGCCCCUUGCCUUGGAAAGCUUUGA